UACGACGUAGGAACCUCACUUAUGCAAACCGAAACUUUGUCACUUCACUUCCUCUUCUGGCUCCAUUUACAAAAGCACCAUCGAAAGGCUUUCUCUGUCUCAGUGGAGUUUCCACAGUCUCUCAGCUCGGUGCACAGCAAUGGACAGCAGGGUUCAAGGUGGUAAAGCAUUUGGCGUCCUCAAGUCUCAACAGGAAGAAAAACUGACCUCUACAAAUGAGGCCUUUCUUUCAGAUCCCCAAUAUGCAGAAGAGGAAGAACUUGCCUCAAAGCUUGAAAUGUUCAAAAAAAAAUACAUGGAGUUUGAUAUGAAUGACAAAGGAGAAAUAGAUAUAAUGGGGUUAAAACGAAUGUUGGAAAAAAUGGGUCUGGCAAAGACUCACCUGGAGCUUAAAAAGAUGAUGUCAGAGGUGGUUGGAGGGACGUCGAAAGAGACUUUUGGCUACAAUGACUUCCUGAACAUGAUGCUGGGAAAAAGAAAUGCAAUACUAAAACUGAUCUUAGCAUUUGAAUGCAUGGGGAAGGAACAGGAGCAGAAAGAUGUUGGACCACCUAGCCGCAAAAAAAUCUCAGAUCUGCCCUGAACAUGCUCGCCAUCCUAAACUGGAAUCAGUCUCAUUGAUACUUUUUUUUAUGGUAACUCCUUAAUGCUUUCAAAUUCCUGUCAAUAGAGGGAAAUCUGAAAAUGUUGAUUAAAUAAUUGAAUUUACAAAAAAAUAUUUGUGCAUUCUGUGUUGUGUGAUUAUGACAAAAGCUGUAAUGCUACAGAAACAUUCUGUACCUUCAACAAAGUGAUAAGUUAACAUAACAAUAUGAAUGUAUGUUGUAUUUUUAUUUGCUCUCCUUUUGCUUUACAUAUUUUUGUGAUGAAAUGUUAUUGGAAAAAUAACCACAUCUUUCAAUAAAUACAUACAAUAAAAGAGGAAA
Pleuronectes platessa (European plaice) is the source of this 926-nucleotide messenger RNA. Its product is annotated as allograft inflammatory factor 1. Gene Ontology annotation, molecular function: calcium ion binding; actin filament binding. Gene Ontology annotation, cellular component: actin filament; ruffle membrane. Gene Ontology annotation, biological process: actin filament bundle assembly; ruffle assembly. The transcript is spliced from 6 exons. NCBI's taxonomy places the organism in Eukaryota, Metazoa, Chordata, Actinopteri, Pleuronectiformes, Pleuronectidae. The record is from RefSeq and is a predicted model, not a curated record. The coding region runs from base 140 to 583 and encodes 147 amino acids.